Schistocerca gregaria is the source of this 630-nucleotide messenger RNA. RefSeq names its product NADH dehydrogenase [ubiquinone] 1 alpha subcomplex subunit 5 (gene ND-13B). Lineage: Eukaryota; Metazoa; Arthropoda; Insecta; Orthoptera; Acrididae. The record is from RefSeq and is a predicted model, not a curated record. The transcript is spliced from 4 exons. Bases 205 to 564 code for a protein of 119 amino acids. Gene Ontology annotation, biological process: respiratory electron transport chain.
AGGAGCACCUCCAGGAAGUAGAAGGGUCUGAUUUUACUCCUACUCUGGAGGAUAGGGAUCACUGGCAGGGAGGGACUACGAUACAUCUUUGAAACCAGGCUACGACUUUUGUUCGAAUAAUCGAGCAAAAAUUGAGAAAUUGUGUCGUCUGCUGGUAUGUUGAAUGUAAUGUGUUAAGAUCUUCAGCAAGUGAUAAGUCGAAAAAUGGCUUCAGGACCACUGAAAAAGGCAACAGGAUUGACUGGGUUGGCAGUUGCCGUAAAUCCUCAUCAUACACUAGGCGUCCUUUAUGGUAAGAUACUUAGGGCUCUGCAGAAAAUGCCUGAAGACGCCGCUUAUAGAAAGUACACGCAAGAAAUAGUCAUGGAACGAGCACGCAUCGUAAAGACAACACCAAAUGUUCAGGACAUUGAGAAGAAAAUAAACUGUGGGCAGGUGGAGGAACUUAUAAUCCAGGCUGAGAACGAACUGACUCUAGCACGUAAAAUGCUGGGGUGGAAACCGUGGGAGCCUCUGAUGACAGAACCACCACCAGACCAGUGGAAGUGGCCACCAACCAAGUAGUGUGGUAUUCAUCUUGUGUAGCAAGUACUUUAAUGUUAAUAAAAGGCCAUAAUAUUUUCAACCAAA